Molecule: messenger RNA, 6704 nt
Organism: Mobula hypostoma (lesser devil ray)
Lineage: Eukaryota; Metazoa; Chordata; Chondrichthyes; Myliobatiformes; Myliobatidae
Gene: desmb
Product: desmin b
Exons: 9
Coding region: 144-1505 (453 amino acids)
Biological process (GO): intermediate filament organization; skeletal muscle organ development
Cellular component (GO): cell-cell junction; Z disc; intermediate filament
Molecular function (GO): structural constituent of cytoskeleton
Source: RefSeq, a predicted model, not a curated record
GACCCAGGAGUUGCCUGCGCCGUUCCUCUGAGCCGCCUAUUAAAAGUGGAGGCUCGCUGGGGAACCCGGUCAGAUCCUUGGAGCUACUGUUGAAGGAGCGGAAGGGAGAGGGGAGAGAGUGCAGGGGAUCGAAGCUAGGCACCAUGGCUUUCACGACCACCACCUCUUCAAGCUCCUACAGGAGGGCAUUCGGUGGGAAUGUCCUGGGGUCCCCGCAGCUAAACCGGGCUUCCUACUCCAGCGGGCGCUUCGGCGGGGGGAGCCUGAGCUCCAGGGUUCUCAUCUCUAAGACCAGCUCCUCGCCCUCCUUCGGCGGCAGCUACAGGGUCAAGGCGCCGAGCCGCGGCUAUGAGGUGGUAGACUUCAACCUGGCGGAUGCCCUGAACCAGGAGUUCAUCCAGACGCGCACCAACGAGAAGGCGGAGAUGCAGCAUCUAAACGACCGCUUCGCCAGCUACAUCGAGAAGGUGCGCUUCCUCGAGCAGCAGAACAAGGUGCUGACCGUCGAACUGAACCGGCUGAGAGGACAGGAGCCCGGCCGGGUCAAUGAGCUCUUCGAGCAGGAGAUGAGGGAGCUCCGCCGCCAGAUCGACGCCCUGACCAACGAGAAGCUGCGCGUGGAGGUGGAGCGGGACAACCUGGCGGACGACUUGGAGAAACUCAAGCAGAGAUUACAAGAGGAGAUUCAACUCAAGGAGGAGGCAGAGCAUAACCUGGCUGCUUUCCGACAUGAUGUGGAUGCAGCCACACUGGCCCGCUUGGAACUUGAGCGGAAGAUCGAGUCCCUCAACGAGGAAAUCGCAUUCCUCAAAAAGGUGCAUGAGGAGGAACUGCAGGAACUGCAGGCUCAGCUCCAGGAGCAGCAGAUCCAAGUGGACAUCGACGUGGCCAAGCCAGACCUCACCGCCGCCCUGCGUGAUAUCCGUGCGCAGUACGAAUCCAUCUCAGCCAAGAAUGUCCAGGAGGCCGAGGAGUGGUACAAGUCAAAGGUAGCAGAUCUGAAUCAGAGUGCAGUCAAGAACAAUGAUGCCUUGCGCCAGGCGAAGCAGGAGGCAAUGGAGUUCCGUCACCAGAUCCAGACCUACACCUGCGAGAUUGAUGCCCUCAAGGGAUCCAACGAAUCGCUGAUGCGCCAGCUGAGGGAGAUGGAGGACAGGUUUGCCAAUGAGGCAGCGGGCUACACAGACACGAUCGCGCGGCUGGAGGAUGAGAUCCGUCAUCUGAAGGACGAGAUGGCCAGGCAUCUUCGAGAGUACCAGGACCUCCUCAACGUCAAGAUGGCACUGGAUGUGGAGAUUGCUACCUACAGGAAGCUGCUGGAGGGAGAAGAGAGCAGGAUUGUGAUGCCUGUCCAGUCAUUUUCAAGUCUGAGUUUCAGAGAGACCAGUCCUGAGCAGCCUCGCCAUGCGGAGGUCCACACCAAGAAGACAGUGUCCAUCAAGACUUAUGAGACCAGAGACGGAGAGCUGAUCAGUGAGUCGUCACAGCAACAGGAGCUGUCUUAAACCCCAGAGCGAGAGAUGUACCAGACGUAUCACCUGACCCUGGACUCCGUGCCACACCUUCCCCCACCCCACCUCAGCCCACCACACCCCACCUCACCCACCACCAGCUAUCUACCAGGUUAACAGCAACAGCACACGCACACACGCACAUGCACACACACACACAGGACGGGACAACGACAACGUGCCUCAGAAGCCAGCCAAAGGGAGCUGUCGGCCAACGUUAGUAGAGAGUCGCACGUUGUGUGGCUUCAAAGACCAAGGGAAAGAGACAGUCCGAUUUCGUAACAUGGACAACGCCCGUCUACGAACAGAGAUAUCGAGAACUUGACCAUCUCAGCAAUGAGACCCUUUCAGGAAGGCCAUGUCUGCCCCCAUGUCUCAUUUCCACUCCCCUGCCUGAUCCUGGGGUUCUGGAUUUUUCCAAAUAUCCACCUGUCGGCCUUGAGCACCCUCAGUGAUGGAGGCUCCACAACCAGUCAAGCAACAGAGUUUAUGCCCCUCCCAUGUUUAUAAUCUAUCAAGAAUUGGACCAGAGUGUGCAGGGAUGUGGGACUGUGAGGAUUAGUGGGGAAACACCCAACAGCAUCUGAUGGGCCCCCAUUCCCUCCUCAACACAGAAGCCAUUCCUGGAUUUCUCAGGGGGAAAUAGGGAUGGGCCAGAGGAAGACUCUGAUCAUCCUGCCAUAAGACCAUAAAAUAUAGAAGCCAAAUUAGGCCAAUCAGCCCAUCCAGUCUGCUCUGACAUUCCAUCAUGGGUCACUUACUAUCCCUCUCAACCCCAUUCGCCUGCCCUGUAACCUUUGACACCCUUACUACAAGAGUCUGUCAACCCCUGCUUUAAAUAUACCCAUUGACUUGGCUUCCACGGCAGUCUGUGACAAUUAGAUCCACCACCCUUUGCCAAAAGAAGCUAUUAUUGAUUCCCGUUCCACUCCUAUCGGCAUUAGAAUUGGAAUUGGUUUAUUAUUACAUUACUGAGGUAGAGUUAAAAGCUAGUCUGGAAUAUUGUUCAUACACAUCACUUCAUAUUCUAUCUAGGUAGCCUCCAACCUGAAUAUUGAUUUCUCCAACUUCUGGUAAUCUCUCCCCUUCCCUCCUUCUCUCUUUUCCAUCCCAAAUUCUGGUCCCCUUCUCACCCCUCACUUUUUACCUGCCCAUCACAUCUCCUCCUUCUCUUUACUCCAUGAUCCACAGUCCUCUGAUAUCAGAUUCCUCCUUCUUCAGCUCUUCACCUCUAUCACCUAUCCCCUCCUAGCUUCUCACUUUAUCACCCCUCCCCCACCUACCUAUCUUCCUCCCUCACUUGGUCUCACCUAUCACCUGCCAGCUUGUAAUCCUCCCCUCUAACUCCUACUAUCUUAUUCUGCCUCAAGAUUUCUAGCGCCUGCAGAAUAUCUUGUGUUCUUAUUCUGUCUUCAGCCAUAUUCUUUCCAGUCCUGAUGAAAGGUCUCGGCCUGAAACAUCAGCUGUUUUUUCUCCCCUCCAUAGACGCUGCCUGACCUGUUGAGCUCCUCCAGCAUUUUGUGUGCGUUGCUCAAGAUUUCCAGCAUCUGCAGAAUAUCUUGUUUAUUAUUCCAUUACACAGGGUAUUGAGGUAGUACAAGGUAAAACAAUAACAGAGUGAAGUGUUACAGAGGAAAUGCAGUGCAGGUAAUCAAUAAGGUGCAAGGUCCUUUCUCCAGGUGGAUCAAUUGGCCACAUUCAACAGAGAUUUGCUGGGGACCACUGGGAUUCCUAACUCUGGCAUCCCCCUCUGCCAUCACCCUCCUCAAACUAAAUCUUUCUGUAGGAGGGUGAUGGAGACGUAGUCAUCUCUAGGCUUUGUUCUUGGACGAUCCAUUGUGCUCAUGGCUUUGAUGUAGACAUUUGAGCUGCUCUGGCUAAUUCUUAGUGCAUUGUGAUAUCCUUCCAUACUGAAUUUACAGCCUCAGAAUGGCUAUUUGCUCCCUCUGCAUGGUGUUCCUACUGCCAACACCCUCUAUCAAUCCUCCCUCCCUCCUCUGGCUCAGAGUUGUGGGAAGAUACAGCAUCCAAUCAUGUUACUUCAGCCCAUCGAGUCUACGCCAACCAACAGCCACUCAUUUACCCAGUUUCUCUGAGCGGGCAACAUGGAAGAAGAGUAGUUAGUAUAACGCUAUGGCAGUAAAUGGAAUGUGGGCAAAUGGAACGAACUUGGAUGUGCUUUUUGGGUGCCUUGAAGCCGUUGGGCCUGUUUUGGUGCUGUAUGAUUCAAUCUGGAGACGGAGGGGGCUGUGAGGUGAGAAGGGGAAUUUCAUUUUUCUUCAGUGCCAAAGUGAUGCAGUGGUCAGGCACUCUGUACUCACUCCCAGCACUCUGAGGUCACUUCAAGAGACUGGUGGUUCCACCUCAGUCCCACCCACACCAGGUUAGGGGUGAAGGACACCCCGUAGAACAUAGAACAGUACAACACAGUACAGCACAGGCCCUUUAACUCCCAAUGUUGUGCUGACAUUUUAAGCUACUCUAAGAUCAAUCUAGCUCUUUCCUCACACACGUCUUUCCAUUUUUCUAACAGCCAUGUUCCUAUCUAAGAGUUCCUUAAAUGCCCCUAAUGUGUCUACUUCUACCACCACCCCGGCAGCAUGUUCCAUCCAGCCACCCCUCUCUCUAUAUUAAAAAAAAUGAACCUGGGUCCUAUCCCUCCCUCCCACCCACCCACCAUCCAUGUACUUUUCCAAACUUCUCUUAAAUGCUGCAGUGGAACCUGCGUCUGGCAUUCUAGCUGGCAGCUUGUUCCACUCUCACACUACCUUCUGAGUGAAGAAGAUUCCUGCUUGGGUUCCCUUCAACUCUUUCAGUCAUCGGCCCACGUCAGAGGAAUAGCUAAAGCAGGGUGGGCUUUAAAGGGGUGGCUAAACAAGGAGAUGCAAAGGGGAUGCCCGGGCUCGAGGCUCUGGUAGCCGGAGAUGCGGCCACCAAAGGCACAGUGACCAAACUUGGGGAAGAGCUGAAGGCCAGGACUAGAUGGGAGUAAAGAUCGCGAAGGGUUGUAGGGCUCGGGAGGUGACAGACAAAAGGAGGGGCAAAGAUAGUGGAAGAGUUGUGAGGACAGAACAGAGAUCAGUCUGUAUCCAGGGUAGAGGUAAUGAUUAACUUUAUUUGUCACACGUACAUUGAAACCUACAGUGAAAUGCAGUGUUUUGCAUCAAUGGCCAACACAGUCUGAAGAUGUUCUAGUGUCGCCAAGCUUCCAGCGCUAACACAGCAUGCCCAAGCUCACUAACACUAACUCGUACGUCAGCGGAAUGUGAGAGGAAACCAGAGCACUCAGAGGAAGCUCGCGCAGAUAUGGGGAAAACGUACAAAGUCCUUAAAGAUGAACAGAGUUGAACCCCGAACUCUGACACUGUAAAGCAUUAUGCUAACCACUAGGCUCCCGUGCUGCCCUGAAUUGGAGGAGAGUAGGGUUGUAGGGGCAAGAGGAGGUUACAGAGGAAGGGAGGGGCAUAGACAGCAAAGGAGGACAAGACCAAGGAUUGGUGUGGGUCAGGAGUAGGAGUGGUGGGAAAACAGGACUUAAUGUGGGCUUGGACACUGGGGGUUUGUGGGAGGUGGUGGUAGUCUAUUUCCCUCUCCCCCAGGGUCUAAUCCUGCAGAACCAGCAACACCAACCUGCUGAUAGGCAAGCCAACUAAUCAAAUCACCUUGAUCAAGUAACCCCACUCCCCCACAAACCAAGCACCAGCCAUGAACCGACCACCAUCCCUGGCAGUGUGUUCGACAUACCCACCACUCUCUGUGUAAAAACUCCUACUUCUAACGUCACCCCUCCUAUGCUUUUCUCCAACCACAUUAAAAUUAAGCGCCCUCCUAUUUGUUGUUUCUGCCCUGGGUAAAAGUUACUGGAUGUCCACUCUAUCCAUGCCUCUUAUUAUCUUGUGCACCUUUGUCAAGCCACCUCUCAUCCUCCUUCACUCCAAAGGGAAAAGCCUGAGCUCACUCAACUUAACCUCAUAAGACAUGCUCUCUGAUCUAGGCAGCAACCUGGUAAAUCUCUUCUGUACUACCUCCAUACAGGGUGUGAUGGUACACCGGCCAACUACGUCACUGUACCAGAAUUCAGGGAGUUAAAAGUAUCUGAAUAAAAUUUCAUGGAAAAUUAUAUUUUCUUACCAUUUAUAGCAAUGGUUUCGGGGUAGAGCAGGUGUAUAAGAGCUUUCUAUAGUUAAUUUAGUAGAAAAGGUGAGCAUUUAAUACAGAAGUCUAUUCAGCCCAUCAAGUUACUUGAAAGAGAUGCCCUCCAUCUGCUAAGAUCUUUCUUCUCAUCUAUGUAAGUUUGGUCUCUUAACAAGGUCCUAUUGAAGUUCCUCUUGAAUCUUUAUUUCAUUUAGAGACAGCACAUUAACAGGCCCUUCUAUCCAAAUGUGCCACCCAAUUACACACGUGGCCCAUUGAUCUACUAACCUGUACAUCUCUGGGAUGUCGGAGGAAACCUGCAAGGUCACGGGGAGAAUUUACAAACUCUUUGCAGACAGUGGCAGGAACUGAACCUGGGUCACUGACGCUGUGAUAAUGUUACGCUAAUCUCUGUGCCGUCCCAAUCUGGCUCCUUGAAAUAGGAAUACAGUAAAGUUUCACUGGAUGAGUUUCUGGUGCGCCAUAUUUUAAUUCGGUGGCCUCUCUGUCUGAAUGACCCCCCUGUCUGUUCCAGGAAGAGAGAUGGGGUCUAUACUCUGACUUUAGAUGAACAUAUUGUGAUCUCAUUGAGGUGAAUUCUUACAGGGCCUGAGGGGUUAGAGGUGGAGCUAAUGACCUGGUCGUCAAUAGCAACGAGCCACUGACUCAAAAUUCAGACAGAAAUGAAUGGCGUUCCUUCAUUUGGAGGACAGUGAGUCUUUGGAAUACUUAGUGCAGAAGAAUUGUGGAGCCUCAAUCACAGAUGUCAAAAAAAAAUGUUUGGACGUUGUGGGAUUCAGGAGAUGUGGAAAGAGACACAGAGGUGAAAGGGCAGUCAUUUUACUGAAUGAUAGUCCCUUGCAAGAGACAAAAUGGCCUCCUUUUCUUACUACUUCUAUGCUAUUAUAUCCUUCCAGGCUGCGACGCCGCAGUGGGUAAAAUCGGGUUCCCAUCACUCACCUGGUUCUGUGGCAGCCUCUCUGCCCUGGUGACCUUCCUGUCUCUGAUAACCAUUUCUCUUUUGUAGAUGUGAACACUUGUAUUAAACCUUCACUUCCA